Menidia menidia (Atlantic silverside) is the source of this 608-nucleotide messenger RNA. The record is from the annotation of a GenBank genome assembly. NCBI's taxonomy places the organism in Eukaryota, Metazoa, Chordata, Actinopteri, Atheriniformes, Atherinopsidae.
AUGCGGAAGGUUUAUACGGACAUAAGCAAAGGUCAGGUCAAACCUCUGCGCCCUGGACAGAGGGACGUGCUUCACACAACUGGUCAUGUUCAUCAUGUGGGAACAAUCACGUCUCGCCUUAGUCAGAAAAAGACUUCUGCAUUUUAUCGAACGUCAAAUCAGGCAUACGGCAGCAACAAGCCAACAGUUCAUGAAAUGCAGACUAAGUAUAAAGUGAUAUCGCACAAGUUUUCAGAGGAGAUGCUGCAGACUGGGAUGUACCACGACGUUCGAUUCAACACCGCCACGGAUAAGAAUAAAGUGAUGGAUCCCAUGACGACUUACAACAGAAGAAUUGACAUCCAUCACAUGUAUCACUAUGGAAAGUAAAGCAGCGGCCACGAACAGAACAACAAAGAAACUAACAGCCAAAUUGUUUUUAAGACCCAUCAUCCUAAUUUUAGUUAACCCUGCUCUGGUCGAGUCACAUGACAGAAACAUCUCAGACCAUGUCACUGCUGAGUUGAGAAAUUAAAACACUGAAUCUCAUUUUCCACUGUGUGUUGGAUUUUUCUGAUGAGCUUUGAAAAUAGUUAUGUACUAUAUUCAAAUAAAAACAGCACAGGGGG